UGGUAUUUCUCAGUUCCGGUUUGCGCCACACACGCACCUGCGGUUUUUGUUUCCGUGUGAUGCAGACUUUACAGUGAAUAUAUUUAUGCUAAUGUAAGAACAACCUUUGGAAGACCCAGCGUCAACGGUAAAUCAAUUCAAAUGAGUUCCACGCAAUGGGUUUGAGGCCAGACUAUAUCUUUUGUCACUGCUGGACGCAGUAAUCGUACCAGAAGUUGUCAGCGCGAAUAUUAACACAAAAAAAGUGGUGGCAGCUGGCAUUGGAUUCACCCGAUUCACCAGUCAUUCUCCGGCUCAGAAACACCAGUUCCCAUUGUGCCAUGUAAAAGUCAUCACGUCUUGCACUACCAUCAACAAAUUUCAUUCAUCACUUUGAGUUUUUGUGAAGCUCUCACUCGACCAUUUCCACUGGAUUCUCAUUCUCCAAUUCUUCCUGCAAAAAAAAAUCUACAUGACUAGAGUGUGUUUAUGAGUGGAUAACGUGGAAUAUCUGUAAGAGUGAUUUUUGGUGUGAUCUAGCGUGCCAACCCAAGUAAGAAGUCAACAAUGCGAAUACGUGGUUCACCUUUUGGACGAUCACUAUAUCAAAAAUUGCUCCUUCUCACCGUCAUCGCUAUAAGCUUCAUAUUCUACUUUAAAUUCAUAAAAUUCAGUUCAGAGCACCUCAAUGCCAAUCCAGAAAGCAAUCUUGUGGACGUUAGCGAUUUGGAUAGCCUAAAUCCUCUAGAGAAGCUUAUACGGGCAGAUCUAUUGAAGCAGGAACGUGGAUUGGGGGAUCGUGGGAAAUCUGUGGCAUUAGUGGGUGCAUCAAAAACGAAGGGUGAUGAAGAUGUCAAGAGAAUAGCUCUCAAUGAGGAACUCAGUGAACAUUUGAGCUACAACAGAACAGUGCCUGAUGCCAGAAAUCCUCAAUGUAGAAACAUCCACUAUGAUCUCAACGAUUUGCCCACUGCAAGUGUUAUUAUUAUUUUCUACAAUGAACCUUAUUCGGUUCUAGUGAGAACAGUACACAGCGUCCUCAAUACGGGUGACACAAGAAUUCUUAAGGAAGUCAUCCUAGUAGACGAUGCAAGUGUGAAUGUAGAACUCAAGGACAAGCUCGAUUACUACAUUGAGACACGUUUUCCCAAAAAUGUUCGGCUUAUCCGAUUGAAAAGCAGGUUAGGUCUUAUUCGUGCCAGAUUAGCAGGGGCACGAGCUGCACGUGGUGAUGUCCUCUUAUUUCUGGAUGCCCACUGUGAAUGUGUAGAGAAGUGGCUAGAACCCCUUCUGGCCCGUAUAAAAGAAUCACGAACUAGUGUUCUAGUACCGAUAAUAGAUGUGAUCGAUGCAAAGGACUUUCACUAUAGCAGCAAUGGGUACAGUACCUUCCAGGUUGGAGGAUUCUCCUGGAGUGGCCACUUUGACUGGAUUGACAUUUCGGCACGUGAGCGCGAUCGUCAAGCACGGGAGUGUCCUGAGAAGAAUGUUGAUGUUUGCCCAACUUAUAGUCCGACAAUGGCUGGUGGAUUAUUUGCCAUUAAUCGUGAAUACUUCUGGGAAAUUGGCAGCUAUGAUGAGCAGAUGGAUGGCUGGGGUGGUGAAAAUCUUGAGAUUUCUUUCAGAGUAUGGCAAUGUGGGGGAACAAUUGAAACGAUCCCAUGCUCACGUGUCGGACACAUCUUCAGAGAUUUUCAUCCAUACUCUUUCCCAGACAAUAGAGACACUCAUGGAAUCAAUACCGUUAGAAUGGCACUAGUCUGGAUGGAUGAAUACAUAAAUUUGUUUUUCAUGAAUCGGCCAGAUCUUAAGAAUAACCCUGAGGUGGGCGAUGUUACACAUAGAAAAAUCCUAAGAGAUAAGAUGAGAUGCAAGAGCUUCGACUGGUACCUGAAAAAUGUCUUCCCGGAAAAGUUUAUACCAACGAGAGGAGUUCAGGCGUAUGGACGUGUAAAGUCGCUAUCAUCUAAUAUGUGCCUCGAUGAUUUGCAGCAAGAUCGCGAAAUGCCUUUCAAUGUUGGGAUAUACGGCUGUCAUGGGCCCCAUGUGGCUCAUUCGCAGUUUUUCAGCCUGACUCGUGAUGGUGUACUUCGCAUAGAAGAAGCAUGUGCUUCUGUCCAAGAAAGCAAAUCUUCCAAGAUGUUCGUAAUUAUGUCGAGCUGCAACAAGUACAAUUCCGUGAAUGAUCGGUGGGAAUUGACAGCUGGUAAACAACUUAGGUAUGUUAAAUUGAAUCUCUGCCUUGAUUUGCGGGAUCUCAAGGAGAUGGACUAUGUUUACGUAACUGAAUGUGAGUCUGACAGUGAAUCACAACUCUGGGAUAUUACGCACUGAGAUAAUUUACAGAACAAGCUGAGAUUGUUUUACCUUCAAUGGGUGCUCUUGCUGACUUCCAGAAAGAAAAUCCAACAUCACAUUCUAUUUGCUGUGAUAACUGUUCUUUAUGAAAAUUCCUUCCAAAAUUCCAUCCUUCAUAAUAUGCAUUCCUAAAAAUUAAUUUUCAUCGUCAUUCUACCGAGGAUUAAUUGGGGCUUUUUAGGAAAAUUUGUGUACACCAUUUCUAGAAAAAAAAAGAGCUAGGAAAUAACUACAAGAUUGUGGUAACCAUUUUUAAAUACACUCAGUCCCGGCAUUAAGUCGUUCAGGAUUAUGCACCUGACGGAAUUAUGCACAUACAAUUAUGCAAGUUUGUCUACUUUUGGGAGUUAAUUUAUGAAAUCAUUUUUGAAAUAUGCCUGAAUAUGUGUGACGCGGGAAAUUUGAAAACACUGUGCUUCUUUUGCAGAAUAAAAUUUAAUUUCGUUUUUUAACCUAAAAUUUUUAAAUAAUCUAACCAUUUAUUGAAGAACUCUGGCCAUAAAGUACUGAUUGUUAAUGAAUUUCCAUUAAACAGUGGAAUCUUUUUGUUUUGACUACUUUUACUCCGCGCGAAAUUCGUUCAACGGCCGAUUUAGGGUAAGUGUGCCAAAUUCCGGCCAGCUUGUAAUUUCGGCCACAUUUUUUGUUCCUCGAAUUUCAAUGAAUUUUUAGUUUUUGCGUACUCUAGAAAUAAUACAAUGCGAAAGAAUAAUAAAAAAUGUCGAUUAGACGAACAAGAUUAUUUGAGAAAGAUAUUUGAGGAAUUCCGGAAGGGUAAGGAACUAUGAAAAUGAAAGUGGCCAAAAUAGGCCACCAAUAUUAUGUCAACAUUUUUAUUCAUUUUAGAAUGUAUUAAGAAUGAAUUUAGAGAAAAUAAAGACGGUAGACUGUCUACAAGUUUCCAAGGAACACUCCUUACAAAAAAAGUAACAAAUAAAUUCUAUUUGUAUUAAGAAUAUUACAUUUCAAACUUGAGACUUUGGCGCUUACAUGCAACUAUGCCGAAAUUUAGCACACUUACCCUAUUCAAAAGAAAGCCCCUGCGGGUAUGCAAAAUUUCUCGAUGCAUAAUGCCAUUUCGCACGUUUUUUUCGGUCCCGAAAAUAUGCAUAAUCCCGGAACUGAGUGUAAUCCUCGUGAGCAUGUUACUAGAGUAUAGUGAAAUCGAGAAUACAGUCUUCUUAAAAAUUCUUUUAAAAAAAAACAUUAAGAAGAAAAUCUAUGCCAAUUGAUUUUCCUAAUUAUACAUUUAUUUAAAUUGAAAAAUUGCUUCCAAAAUCAUAAGACUGAAAUUAAAACUUUAUAGGAACACCCUCUAAUUAAAAUUAAAGUAUAACUAUGCAAAUUUUCCUCUAAAGCCAAGUCAUCGAUGGUAGAAAAAAAAUUAAGGAUCAUACAUCGAUUUAUAUUUUUAUUUUCCCAUGACCAUAUUAAACCAGGAGAUGAUUUUUCUUCUAAACAAAGUCGAAUAACAUGAGCAUUUAAUGAUGUGUAUAGGUGAAAUACCAAAAAUUGGACAUUUCCACAUAUUAAAAAAAAAGUCAAUGUAAUUGAAUUUUAUGACGGAUUUUUUUAUCGUCUUGAAAGAACAAUAAAAAUAGUAAAUAGUGAA
Phlebotomus papatasi is the source of this 3949-nucleotide messenger RNA. RefSeq names its product polypeptide N-acetylgalactosaminyltransferase 1 (gene Pgant1). NCBI's taxonomy places the organism in Eukaryota, Metazoa, Arthropoda, Insecta, Diptera, Psychodidae. Bases 547 to 2313 code for a protein of 588 amino acids. The record is from RefSeq and is a predicted model, not a curated record. Gene Ontology annotation, cellular component: Golgi apparatus. The transcript has 6 exons.